GAAAGCCAAGAUUGCGAAGAGAUGGAGGAGACGCCAGCAUGUGGAGGCGGUCUGUGCGACGACGCAGUCAUGGAGAUCCUUGUGCGCCUGCCGUCGGAGUCCGUGCUCCGCUGCCGUGCCGUCUGCAAGCGCUGGCGCCGCAUCACCACAGACGGGUCCUUCUUGGCUGCUCACUCCGCCCGCCGCCCGCGCGAGUUGAUGGUCGUCACCCCGUCCCGUAGGGUGAACACUAUCGCUCUCUCAUCGUUCCUGGACCCGGCGGCCGCGGUGGCGCGACGGCUCGGCGGCUUCCUCUGCGACGCAGUCCAGCGAGACAAGAACGGGACCGAGAUGAGGUUACCCAGCAGCCUGCUGUACUCUCUCGACGGGCUGAUCGUAUUCCAGGGGAUCUGGGGCGUUUCUGACAUUUGUUUCGUCGUCUGUAACCCGGUGACGAGGCAGUGGACGAAGCUGCCGGCGCUAGUUCCUAAGCCUUGCUUCACCGCGUACCCCUGCGGCUUCUACCUGCACAGGUCCUCCGGCGAGUACCGCCUCCUGUGCCACGGAGACGAAUCAGCGCCAUGGGCGUGGUGUCGGCCCGGUCCACCGGGCGACCGCUACUACGUCCUCGCGGCCGGCGGCAGCCAGGCUCGGCGGCUGUGUCGCGCUCCCGAGGGCAGCCCCAUCAUCUCCGGGUACGAGACUCCCGUGGCUCAUGCCGACAUCCUCUACUGGUUCAGCAAGCACCCUGAGUCGAAGCGCACCGGCAAGAUGCUGGCGUUCGACACGGCGUCGGAGACGUUCCGGCUCAUGGCACGCCCGCCUGGUGUUACGACGGCAGCACUGCUGGAGCUAGACGGAUCGCUCUGCGCCGCGGACGUCGUGCAGCAGGCUCCGGGUGUGGCGGCGCGCCUCGACGUCUGGGCUCUGCAGGACCACGACCACGACACGGCGGAGAGCUGGACGUUGCGCCACCGGAUGGAGGUGACCCCGCCGCCGAGGUCCUUGUCUUACAAUGGCACGUUUCCUGCGAGCCGGGCAAUCUCUGCUGGGGACGGCAGCAGCAGCAUCCUCAUCGGAGACCACACGUUUCCUGUGGUCAUCUUAUGCGAUCUCAAACACAAGACGGUGCGCGGGGAAUUCGAUUGCGGAUCGAUGCCGUCCUUCCUGGUAUUCCAUGACAGCCUGGUGUCGCAUGCCUUCUUUCACUUGCCGUGCUCCUCAUCCUCUGACCUCAUGUCCAUCAAGUUUCCAGAUUCUCAAUCUCAACCAAAACAAGAGGACAUCAUAGGUGCAGUUCAUGCAGUUCAUUAUUUAUUUGCACUACUAGUACCGAGGGAUGAAAACAGAUCGGAUCCAGAAGGAUAUUAUUGA
This is a messenger RNA of Sorghum bicolor (sorghum), 1353 nucleotides long. RefSeq lists its product as uncharacterized. The transcript has a single exon. Lineage: Eukaryota; Viridiplantae; Streptophyta; Magnoliopsida; Poales; Poaceae. The coding region runs from base 22 to 1353 and encodes 443 amino acids. The record is from RefSeq and is a predicted model, not a curated record. Gene Ontology annotation, molecular function: protein binding.